AUGGGUUCGUCGAGUACAGAUUCACGACGAUCAGGUAAUUGUGAGGGACGUAAUCUAAGUGGUGAAAAACGGCGGAGAGAGGCGAUUUCAAUGGCUCCGAUUUUGACGUUUUCCAACGGCGGAAUGAAAUUCUCGUCGGAUCCCGACACUAAUGGUAAAUUUGAUGUUUAUCGAUGCAUUAUGGCUAUCAACUUUAGAAGGCCCAAAGGUUUUGGAGGUCAAACUGUUCACGUGCAAAUUCCUUCAACUUUAGAUGGCGCUUCUCCCAAAAUCUAUGUCGCCAUGGCGGUCUCUGGGAUUUCGGACGGAGUGAAGGCCGGGCCUGACGGCGGGCUCAGAUCUCCGCCCUCGUGGUGGUCGGGGCUUAGUUUGCAGCUUGCGCCAUUUCAAUCCCCUCUUCCCUCUGUCUUGUUUGCUUUUUUUCUGCUCAAUGAUAGAAUCCUUUGA
Molecule: messenger RNA, 447 nt
Organism: Striga asiatica
Lineage: Eukaryota; Viridiplantae; Streptophyta; Magnoliopsida; Lamiales; Orobanchaceae
Source: the annotation of a GenBank genome assembly